Exophiala aquamarina CBS 119918 is the source of this 597-nucleotide messenger RNA. RefSeq lists its product as uncharacterized. The coding region runs from base 1 to 597 and encodes 198 amino acids. Gene Ontology annotation, cellular component: RNA polymerase II transcription regulator complex. Gene Ontology annotation, molecular function: DNA-binding transcription activator activity, RNA polymerase II-specific; transcription cis-regulatory region binding. The transcript is spliced from 2 exons. The record is from RefSeq and is a predicted model, not a curated record. Lineage: Eukaryota; Fungi; Ascomycota; Eurotiomycetes; Chaetothyriales; Herpotrichiellaceae.
AUGUCCCAACAACCUUCCUCACCCAAUGACCCCAACGACAACGUAACUGGAAGUGCCGAGAGCGAUGGCGGCGACAAUGGAGAUGGCCGUAAAGGUUACGGCAAACGCGAGUUGAGCACGAGCAAGAGAGCAGCCCAGAACCGUGCAGCUCAAAGAGCAUUCCGCCAACGUAAAGAGGGUUAUAUCAAGAAGCUCGAGGAGCAGGUUCGGGACUAUCAAGUUCUAAGCGAAAACUUUAAAGCCGUGCAAGCCGAGAACUACCAGUUGCGUGACUAUAUCAUCAAUCUUCAAUCACGGUUACUAGAAUCACAAGGCGAAGUACCACCUCCGCCCAGCAAUGUCGAUGGACUCCAGCCGGGCAAAGCAGGCCCUUCGACACAACCGGGAACCCUACCUCGACUUUCCGAGCUCGGCGCUGUGGCCCAAAUUCAAGAUGGUAUGCACCAUGAUUCUCAUCGCAGUGGAUAUCCCGAUCCUACCUAUUCAGAAGCAUCAGGUGUCAAGCGCGCCAGGACUGGUUCUUCAGAGAUGACUCCAUCUCAAGCCGCAUUGCAGGGACCAACCAUCUUGUCACAGGCAUCUACGGGCGCACGAUAG